AUGGCAUGCCCAUUCGUGCGAGAUGUGGUGGAUGAAGAAGCACUUGUGCUGAGGAGAGCCUUCAGGCGAGAAAGGGUCUUCAGGGACCGGUUGGACCCACUGGCCUUCCCUGAUGACCAUCUAUAUGAAAGAUACAGGUUUUCUGCAGAUGGCAUCAGGUAUCUAUGCAGACUACUGGGUCCCAGGAUUAAGCACCGCACUGCACGGAGCCAUGCACUGAGUGUGGAGCAAAUGGUUUGUGUGGCCUUGCGCUUUUUUGCUAGUGGAGCCUUCCUGUACUCAGUGGGGGAUGCAGAACAGCUGAACAAGGCCACAAUUUGCCGCACAAUAAGGAGUGUGUGUCUGGCUAUCAAAGCAUUAGCAGAUGUCUUCAUCUCCUUCCCUGGCCACAGAAGACUCUGUGACAUCAAAGAGGAGUUCUAUAGGAUUGCAGGUUUCCCCAAUGUCAUUGGUGCAGUGGACUGCACACACAUAAGGAUAAAAGCCCCCUCAGGUGCCCAUGAGGCUGAUUUUGUGAAUAGGAAAUCCUUUCACAGCAUUAAUGUUCAGAUGGUCUGCAAUGCUGACUGUGUGAUCAGCAAUGUUGUGGCAAAAUGGCCUGGCUCAGUCCAUGACUCCAGAAUCUUUCGGGCCUCUGAAAUCUAUCAGUGCCUAUCACAAGGUGAAUUCUCUGGUGUGUUGCUGGGAGACAGGGGGUAUGGCUGCCAGCCUUUUCUCCUGACACCUUUCACAGACCCCCAGGAAGCACAGCAGGCCUACAACCAUGCCCAUGCCAGGACCAGGGCCAGAGUUGAAAUGACCUUUGGCCUCCUGAAGGCACACUUUCACUGCCUUCACAAAUUAAGGGUCAGCCCUGUUAGGGCAUGUGAUAUUACUGUGGCUUGUGCUGUCCUCCACAAUGUGGCCUGCCUGAGGAAGGAGAGGGCCCCCAGAGUGCCACCAGCCAUGGACUGGGACAAUCCGGCAAUCUUCCCUGAUGACGACAGUGGUCGGCUGCUGAGGGACCAAUAUGUGUUGAAUUAUUUUAGUUAGUAUGUGUGCUUUCAAUUUUGGUUAAAUAUGUCCUGCGGUGGCAGAGGAAUUUGGUUUUUUUUUGGUUCGUUUUUUUACGAAUUUGGCCUCAUGAUGUUUGUGCGGUAUACUGUGUGUAAUACAAGGCUGCAGGGAGGCUACUGCAUCCAUUCAUUUGUCUGUUCAGUUGAUGUGUAUGGAUUUGUCCUGCAUUUAUUUUAGUGUGCAGACAUGCAGGGUGUGUUAUAUACAGACCUUUGAAUGUGUAUGUAUCAUUUUGUAUAAUAUGCUUGGAUUCUGUGCUUUCCAUCUUAUAGAGUCACUGUGACUUCAGUUUCGAAAGGAGCUGAUGGUUUACCUGCUUUGUUUUGUCCUUAUUCAAUAAAGGAACAUAAUGUUA
Molecule: messenger RNA, 1411 nt
Organism: Salvelinus fontinalis (brook trout)
Lineage: Eukaryota; Metazoa; Chordata; Actinopteri; Salmoniformes; Salmonidae
Product: putative nuclease HARBI1
Exons: 4
Coding region: 1-1032 (343 amino acids)
Source: RefSeq, a predicted model, not a curated record